Messenger RNA from Triticum turgidum subsp. durum (durum wheat), 621 nucleotides. Lineage: Eukaryota; Viridiplantae; Streptophyta; Magnoliopsida; Poales; Poaceae. The record is from the annotation of a GenBank genome assembly.
AUGUCCAUGUCAUGCGGUUUGUGCGGCGCCAACAACUGCCCGCGCCUCAUGGUCUCGCCCAUUCAUCAUCGUCAUCACCAUCAUCAGGAGCACCAGCUGCGUCAGCACCAGUUCUUCGCCCAAGGCAACCACCACCACCACCACCCAGUGCCACUGCCGCCAGCCAACUUCGACCAUAGCAGAACAUGGACCACACCAUUUCAUGAAACAGCAGCUGCAGGGAACAGCAGCAGGCUCACGCUGGAGGUGGGCGCAGGCGGCCGACCCAUGGCUCACCUAGUGCAGCCACCGGCAAGAGCCCACAUCGUGCCAUUUUACGGAGGUGCAUUCACCAACACUAUUAGCAAUGAAGCAAUCAUGACUAUUGACACAGAGAUGAUGGUGGGGCCUGCCCAUUAUCCCACAAUGCAGGAGAGAGCAGCGAAGGUGAUGAGGUAUAGGGAGAAGAGGAAGAGGCGGCGCUAUGACAAGCAAAUCAGAUACGAGUCCAGAAAAGCUUACGCUGAGCUUCGGCCACGGGUCAACGGCUGCUUUGUCAAGGUACCCGAAGCCAUGGCGUCGCCAUCAUCUCCAGCUUCGCCCUAUGAUCCUAGUAAACUUCACCUCGGAUGGUUCCGGUAA